Messenger RNA from Manduca sexta (tobacco hornworm), 2785 nucleotides. Its product is annotated as probable peroxisomal acyl-coenzyme A oxidase 1. Lineage: Eukaryota; Metazoa; Arthropoda; Insecta; Lepidoptera; Sphingidae. Gene Ontology annotation, molecular function: fatty acid binding; acyl-CoA oxidase activity; FAD binding. Gene Ontology annotation, cellular component: peroxisome. The transcript has 14 exons. Bases 140 to 2152 code for a protein of 670 amino acids. Gene Ontology annotation, biological process: lipid homeostasis; fatty acid beta-oxidation using acyl-CoA oxidase. The record is from RefSeq and is a predicted model, not a curated record.
GAAAAAAUAUAUAAUGCCGGGUAUGGAAAGUUGUUCAAAUAUCGCGGUUUGAUUCGCUUACUUAAGCAGUGAGCAGUCAUCGCUGUGAUUUUGUAAGCAGUGGUAGUGUCGCGACUCGCGCUUUAUAAUUUCCAACACAAUGACCGAACAAACAAAAGUGAAUGCCGAUCUGCAACAGGAACGGAAGAAGUGCACGUUCAAUAUCACGGAAUUGACGAAUUUUAUCGAUGGUGGACCUCAUAUGACCGAGGAGAGACGGAAAAGAGAAGAAAAAGUGUUGAAAGAAGGCAUCCACAUAGAAGAGGUACCGUCGGAGUAUCUCAGUCACAAGGAGAAGUAUGAACUUGCCGUAAAGAAGGCUUGUAUGCUGUUCAAGUUAAUACGGCGAUGGCAGGAAGAAGAGAACACUGGAAUGGAAAGCUUUAGGGCCGUACUCGGAGGCUCCUUGGGGUCUGCGAUAUUGCAAGACGGGUCACCUCUCACGCUUCACUAUGUCAUGUUCAUACCCACGCUCAUGGGUCAAGGCACGGUGGAACAGCAAGCGUAUUGGGUCGGCAGGGCGUUCAAUUUGGACAUCAUCGGAACGUAUGCACAGACAGAACUGGGGCACGGCACAUUCGUCCGCGGUCUCGAAACGACCGCCACAUACGAUCCGAAGACAAAAGAGUUUAUCCUCAACAGUCCCACGCUCACGGCGUACAAAUGGUGGCCCGGCGGCUUGGCACACACGGCCAACUACUGCAUAGUAAUGGCCCAACUAUACACCAACGGUCAAUGCCACGGCAUCCACGCUUUCAUAGUGCAGUUACGAGACGAGGAAACACACAUGCCCCUGCCCGGUAUCAAAGUAGGAGAAAUUGGCGCCAAGCUUGGCAUGAAUGGCACAAACAAUGGGUUCCUUGGGUUCGAAAAUUUCAGAAUACCAAGGGACAACAUGUUGAUGAAGAACGCUAAAGUUUUGGAGGAUGGUACGUACGUGAACUCUCCCAGCUCGAAGCUCACAUACGGCACGAUGAUGUUCGUGCGUGUGGUGCUGGUGAACGACAUGUGUAAUUACGUCGCUAAGGCGGUCACUAUUGCCACCAGAUACUCCGCGGUGAGGCACCAGUCGCAACCGAAGCCUGAUGAACCGGAGCCUCAGAUCCUGGAUUACGUGACACAGCAACACAAGCUGUUUAUUGGCAUUGCGACCGUACACGCGUUCAAGCUCAGCGCCGACUGGCUUUGGAAUAUGUACAACAAUGUCACCGCUGAGCUCGAGGCCGGUGAUUUGGACAGGCUGCCUGAGUUGCACGCGCUGUCGUGCUGCCUGAAGGCGGUGAGCACGGCCGACGCCGCCGAGAGCGUCGAGCGCUGUCGCCUCGCGUGCGGCGGGCACGGGUACAUGCUCGCCUCCAACCUGCCGCUCACCUACGGCCACGUCACCGCCGCCUGCACCUACGAGGGCGAGAACACCGUGCUGCUGCUGCAGACCGCCAGGUAUCUGGUGAAAGCGUGGCAGCAGGCAGCCGGUGGUAAUACUCUAACGCCGACGGUCUCAUACAUCAGCAAGAUCUACGCGGGGCGCCGCUCUCCGCCAUGGGACAACACUAUCGAGGGUAUCAUCGAAGGGUUCCAGAGAGUUGCUGCCGGCAAAAUAGGAUUGUCAGUGACAAACAUCGAAAAGCGACAGAAGGAAGGCAUGUCCUACGAAGAUGCGUGGAACAUGACGUCCGUGCAACUAUCUCAAGCAUCAGAGUCCCACUGCCGUGCAAUUAUACUGUCCACAUAUAAUGAAGAAAUGAAGAUCCAGGCGGCGUCGGCGUCGCCUGAGUUAAAGAAAGUUCUAUUCCAACUGGUUGACUUGUACGUCGUCUACUGGGCGUUGCAGAGAGUCGGCGACCUGCUCAGAUUCACGUCAAUAUCCGAGCGCGACAUCGAGCAGCUGCAUCGCUGGUAUGAGGACUUACUCGUCCAACUGAGGCCCAACGCUGUGGGACUCGUCGACGCGUUCGACAUAAAGGACGAGAUCCUCCAUUCGGCCCUCGGUGCGUACGAUGGUCGUGUAUACGAGCGUUUGAUGGCAGAGGCACUGAAGAGCCCGCUUAACGCGGAACCCGUCAACCGAAGCUUCCACAUGUACCUCAAGCCCUUCAUGCAGGGGAAACUGUGAUACUUCCACACUAUUCGAUUUGUGUUGUGAUCAAUGGCUAUAACAUAGCGUUUACUAUUCAUAUCUUUGAUUUAAGUAAUUGUUUUACUUAUUGAAUAAUAAAAAUGUGUUUCGUGUAACCUUGACGUCAUCUAAGAAUAGGGGCAGUGAAGAAAAUUUGUUGUCAGAAGCAAUUACAUACUUCCUUGUUAUCUGAGACUGAUCAUUGUGCCCCUCAAUGUGCUAUGGAAAAGUGACAACUUGUCUUUACUCUUAUAUUAUAUUUUCAAUAUAUUUUACUGUCAUGACCAUAUCAAUUUAUAUAAUUUGACGUAAGAAGUCAUUAUUUCUGUGUUAUGAUUUAUGGCUACUUUAUGAUUUAAUAAAUUGAGAUUAUUAUAUAAUAGAAAUACUUACAGUUUGAAAUAAAAUUGUAUAUAAAGCAUCACAGAUUUUGGGAUUUGGUUGAUGUAAUAUUUUAUCAAUGUUUUAUGAUAUACCUACUUAAGAUUGUGAACUCUAUUUUUAAGGAGAGGUGGUGGAUGUAGAACAUUCCCUAGUGUAAGGACGUAGUGUGAUACAGUAUUAAGGUGAUAAUCAGAGAUUCUAUCGUGAGAUAUACUUAAAUAUAUUUACAAUUUUUAUAAUUUGUUA